This is a messenger RNA of Torulaspora globosa, 5646 nucleotides long. It is a transcript of the gene MOT1, whose product is annotated as DNA-binding ATPase. Bases 1 to 5646 code for a protein of 1881 amino acids. Gene Ontology annotation, molecular function: ATP binding; ATP-dependent chromatin remodeler activity; ATP hydrolysis activity. The record is from RefSeq and is a predicted model, not a curated record. NCBI's taxonomy places the organism in Eukaryota, Fungi, Ascomycota, Saccharomycetes, Saccharomycetales, Saccharomycetaceae. The transcript has a single exon.
AUGAGCUCACAGGUAUCGCGACUGGAUCGCCAGGUGGUGUUGCUGGAAACCGGUUCAACCCAGUUCAUAAGGAACAUGGCUGCGGAUCAAUUAGGCGAUCUUGCGAGGCAGCAUCCGGAGGAUAUACUGUCACUACUAUCGAGGGUGUAUUCCUUUUUGAUGGCGAAGAAAUGGGAGACUCGUGUGACGGCCGCAAGGGCAAUAGGUGGGAUAGUAGCGCAUGCUCCACUAUGGGAUCCCAAUGCGGAAGACGAUGAGGAAGGGGGUGAGAAGGGAGUGGCAGACUCGGCACCCGUAGAAACAGCAAAAGUGAAGAUGGAGCAGGAGAUACAGUUGAAGUUGGAGGAAGUGAGUCAGAACGACGGAGAUGAGUUCUUACAAGACGAGCAACGGCUGUUUUCGCUGUCACAAUGGAAUCUUCAUGAGCUUCUGAAGAGCAACAAGGUUUUGUUGGCCUCCAGCAUUAAUGGAUAUAAUGAAGGUUGGGAUGAAGAUACUAAGGUGCGGAAGCAGCAGAGGAAGACCGGUUAUGAUAACGAUAAUGACUUUAAUGACGGUAAUGUAAAAGUAGAAAGCAAAGAGACUGCAGUUGGAGUGGUAAAGAAACAGGAAUCACCCCGGCCUUCUAUGCCGCUUGCCAGCUCGAAAAAGUCCGCCAGGAUGUUGGCCAUGGCGAAGAGAAAAAAAAAGAUGCAGGCGAAAAGCUCUUCCACCAAGCCAGUCGAUUUAUCAGAGAGUAACAUUUCAAAGAGUUUGAUGAAUCAACCUGAUAACUCCAGUUCUUUCUCUCCGACAACGCUGAACAACCCUAAACUCGAUAUCACAGAAAGUUCGGAGGCUAACAAGAUCAUGGUUGAGUCAACGGUGGCACCGAUACUGGAGAAACAUGAGAGAGUUGCGGGCUUGGUUUGGCAAUUUCAAGGUGUUUAUGAACUACUGAUAGAUAAUCUGAUGAAUGAAGCAUGGGAGGUGAGGCAUGGUGCAGCAUUAGGAUUGAGAGAGCUUUUAAAACAACACGCUUUUGGCGUCAGCCGUGUCAAAGGCAGGGGUAGAGCUGAGAAUGAUUUGAGGAAUAAAAAGAGCUUAGAGGAUUGCGCCACUAGGCUGCUCACAAUUUUCGCUCUCGAUAGAUUUGGUGAUUACGUUUAUGAUACCGUGGUAGCCCCGGUAAGAGAAUCUGCUGCUCAAACUUUGGCUGCAUUACUUAUACAUUUAGAUGAUGACCUAUGCGUUAAGAUUUUCAACAGUUUGGAACAGCUCGUUUUACAAGAUCCUCAGACAGUCUCGCUGCCGACCAAGAUUUGGGAAGCAACUCAUGGUGGAUUACUCGGGGUGAGAUACUUUGUGAGCAUUAAAACCGAUUUUCUCUUAUCUAAAAGCUUACUGGGAGAUGUUGUGAAAAUUGUGCUUUAUGGUCUGAAUCAGCCUGACGACGACGUUCAAAGUGUGGCAGCGGCAAUAUUAUCUCCAAUCACCUCUGACUUUGUGAAGCUCGAUACUCCAAUUGUGGAUCUGGUCCUUUCUACCAUCUGGUCUUCUUUAACUCAUUUGGAUGAUGAUUUAUCCUCAAGUGUCGGCUCUGUCAUGAACUUGUUGGCCAAACUUUGUAAGCACACGGAAGUGCUAGACAUUUUCAAGAACAAGGCAUUACAGUAUCCAUCUGAAUGGUCAUUUAAGUUUUUAGUACCCAAACUUUAUUUGUUUUUGCGACACUCCAUUUCCUCUGUGAGAAAAGCGGUUUUAAACCUAUUAGAUGCAUUUCUUUCCAUAAAGGAAGACACAACAAAGAGUUGGUUAAACGGGAAGGCUUUUAGGCUUCUCUUCCAAAAUAUCCUUCUGGAGCAAAAUGAAGAUAUUUUAAACCUGUCAUUUCAAGUUUAUUGCUCUUUACUAAAAAAUUAUAAAUCCAAGCAUACGGAAAAGACUCUGGAUCAUGUACUAAGCAAGCAUUUACAACCAAUUUUGCAUUUGUUAAAUACCCCCAUCGGGGUAAAUGGUAAGAGUUACAACAUGGAAUCCCAAUACAUUCUUAAACCUUCACAGCAUUAUCAAAUCAAUCCCGACAAAAAGAGAAGUAUAUCGGAAGCUAGUUAUGAAACGGAUAUCCCUCCUCCCAAACAUAAUGAGCGUGUUAAUAUAGAUGCGCCCAUGAUUGCUGGUGAUAUAAUACUUUUGGGUGUUGAAGUUAUAAAAAAUACGAGAGUCAUGGGCGCCAGAGCGUUCGGAAUAACCCUAGCAAUGUUCCAGGACUCCACGCUGAAAUCGUUCUUCGAAAACGUGCUUGUCCGUUGUUUAGACUUGUCAUAUGCGACGCCCAGAAUGCUAGCAGCCAUCAUCUUAACCGAAUUUUGCAAAACACGGCUGGAGGGCAAGUAUGGAACUUCGGGCAUUCCAUCAUUUGUGGCCGAAGUGUUGGGUCCAACAAUAAAUAAUCAGUUAUCCAAUCCUGAGACUCUGCCAAUCUUUAGAGAGUUUACCCCCAGUUUAAAGGCACUUAGAACACAAUGUCAAAAUCUUCUCAACACUUUUGUGGAUGUUGGUAUGUUACCUCAGCAUAAAUUGCCUAACGUGCCUGUGGUUUGCCAGGGAGAAACCGAUGCUGGACCUGAAGCAUUCAGCAUCGAAUUAGCUGAAAGGGUUUACAAAGACUACUAUGAUAAAAUGUUUAAGUCGAUGAGCAAUUGCUACAAACUUUUGGCAAAGAAACCACUUGAAGAUGCCAAACAUCGUGUUCUGUUGGCGAUAGAGGACUCUCAAGCAUCGAGGCGCGAGUACAAUUGCAGCAUUCUGGCGAAUUAUGCAUCUGCUACAUUAAGGUUUAGUGGUCUUCCUAAAAAGCUAAACCCGAUAAUACGGGCAUUGAUGGAUAGUAUCAAGGAGGAGAAGAACGAAAUUUUACAGAGGUUAUCUGGUGACUCCAUAGAAUACUUGGUUAAGAAGCUAGUUGACGAUGGGAAAACUAACGUUUCAGAUAAAAUUGUCAAAAACUUGUGCGGAUUUUUGUGUGUCGACAUAACAGAAGUGCCAGAGUUUGCAGUCAAUGCCACAUUGAAGGACUCAAUUUUGACCUUGGUUAAAGAGAACAAUUACCUCACAGUUCAAGAUGACCCUCACUUGAGAAAACUUGCCGAGGAAGCUUCAAUCAAGCGCAAAGGUGCCUUAUAUACAUUGGGCAAGCUUUUGAAACUAUUCGGAGAAGAAGCACUGGGGAAAGUCCCUCAGCUAAAAAAGUCAAUCUUGGAACCUCUCCAUAAGUUCGACGAGCUCAAGAGUGAGCCAUUCAGCAAUGAAGUGGGUCAAGAAAUUGUUGAUUCUUUGGGAGUUGUGAGGGCGCUCUUCCCAUUCAUGCAUCCCAAGUUACAAAAUAAAGAAGUUAUUUCCAGAUUUUCACUUCUGCUCAAGUUUUUAAGAUCUGACUAUUCCGUUUUUCGAUACUCCGUUGCAAGAACAUUUUCCGAUCUCGCUAAAACUGCAACGAUUCCGGUUAUGACGUAUGUCAUACGGGAGAUACUUCCUUUACUGAAUAAUGCUGGUUCCACAAUCGAUCGACAGGGUGCUACAGAAUUAAUCUACCAUCUAUCGGUUACUUUGGAAGCCGACAUUUUGCCGUACGUUAUAUUUCUCAUUGUUCCUUUGUUGGGCCGUAUGAGUGAUUCGGAUACUGAUGUUAGAAGCUUGGCAACAACCACGUUUGCUUCAAUCAUAAAACUGGUUCCUUUGGAAGAAGGAAUUGCUCAUCCAGAGGGUUUACCUGAAGAUCUUAUGGCUGGCCGUGAAAGAGAGCGUGAAUUUAUGCAGCAGAUGAUGGACCCUUCAAAGGCAGAGCCUUUUAAGAUGCCUGUGGCUGUCAAAGCCACCUUGAGAAAGUACCAACAGGACGGCUUGAACUGGCUUGCAUUUUUGAAUAAGUACCAUUUGCAUGGUAUACUUUGUGAUGAUAUGGGUCUCGGUAAAACUCUGCAGACUAUUUGCAUCAUUGCUAGUGAUCAACAUCUUAGAAAAGAAGAUUAUCUGAAAACUAAAUCCCUGAAAAGUAGACCUUUGCCAUCACUAAUCAUAUGCCCUCCCUCAUUAACUGGUCAUUGGGAAAGUGAGUUCGAGCAAUAUUCUCCUUCUUUAAAAGUAGUAGUUUAUGCUGGUGGUCCGUCGACUCGUUUUCCAUUAAGAGAUCAGCUCUCUCAGGCAGAUGUUAUUGUUACAUCUUAUGAUGUAGCGCGAAACGAUCUGAAUGUUAUGACGAAGCUUGAUUACAAUUAUUGCGUCCUGGAUGAAGGCCAUAUUAUCAAGAAUUCCCAGUCAAAGCUUGCAAAAGCGGUCAAGCAGUUUAGCUCUAACCAUAGGUUGAUUUUGACAGGAACUCCGAUACAAAACAACGUUCUUGAGCUAUGGUCACUGUUUGAUUUCCUCAUGCCUGGUUUCUUGGGGACAGAAAAGAUGUUUCAGGAAAGGUUCGCGAAGCCUAUAGGGGCCUCCAGAAACAGCAAAUCGCAAUCGAAGGAUCAAGAAAAAGGUGCUUUGGCUUUGGAAGCACUGCAUAAACAAGUUCUGCCUUUCAUGUUGAGAAGACUAAAAGAGGAUGUCCUAUCAGAUUUGCCUCCUAAAAUCAUACAAGAUUACUAUUGUGAACUGAGUGACCUCCAAAAGCAGCUUUAUAAAGAUUUCUCCAAGAAACAAAAGAACGUUGUCGAAAAGGAUUUAGAAAAUAAUGCAGAUGUCGAGGGCAAGCAGCACAUUUUCCAGGCCUUACAAUACAUGAGAAAGCUCUGCAACCACCCUGCUUUAGUGCUUUCUCCUGAUCACCCACAACUGCGCCAAGUUGAGGAUUACCUCAAGCAGACUCAUUUAGAUCUACAUGACAUCGCUAACGCUCCUAAGUUAGGAGCUUUGCGAAACCUUUUAUUGGAGUGCGGGAUUGGUGAGCAGGAUAUGGAUGGGAAAGCUAGCGGAACUCAACUUCCAAGUUCAGAAAACGUUAUCUCGCAACAUCGGGCCCUGAUUUUUUGCCAAUUGAAGGACAUGCUUGAUAUGGUCGAAAAUGAUCUCCUAAAGAAAUACAUGCCGUCAGUGACCUAUAUGAGGCUCGAUGGUAGUGUCGAACCUAGAGAUAGACAAAAGGUGGUCAGGAAAUUUACCGAUGAUCCUUCUAUUGACUGUCUGCUGUUAACAACUAAAGUGGGUGGUUUAGGCUUGAACCUAACGGGGGCAGAUACAGUGAUAUUUGUUGAACAUGAUUGGAAUCCGAUGAACGACCUACAAGCCAUGGAUCGUGCCCACAGGUUGGGACAGAAGAAAGUUGUGAACGUUUACAGAAUCAUCACAAAGGGUACUUUAGAGGAAAAAAUUAUGGGCCUGCAGAAAUUUAAGAUGAACAUUGCUUCGACGGUUGUUAAUCAGCAAAAUAACGGCCUGGCAAAUAUGGAUACGCACCAGUUAUUAGAUUUGUUUGAUUCCGAUAACGUACCUUCGCAGGAAAGUGACGAAAAGCAAACGCACGGCGCUAAUGGAUCCGGCAUGGAAGACAUAGCCAAUGAAACGGGAUUGAGCGGUAAGGCCAAAGAGGCUCUUGGCGAACUAAAAGAGCUAUGGGAUCCUUCCCAAUACGAGGAAGAAUACAAUCUAGAUAAUUUCAUCAAGACGCUACGCUAG